AUGGAUGAAUUAUUUGAAUAUAGCGAUGUAAAUUCUUUUGAUACAUUGAAUUCUAAUUCCACAAAGAAAUCUUUCGAUGAAUUAGAAGAACGGGAAAUUCAAAAAAUUUAUGAAGAUUUAGUAACAGCUCUAUACCUUAAUCGUAAUGAUCCUUGCAAACCACAUGACCUUUUAAAUAGGGGUGAAGUAAUGCAUGAUAAAAGGAUGUCUUCCGAACAAACAUCUGAUUCCGAUAAAUCUGAUGAUCCUGGACUAGUUUUCGAUGAAAAUAAUAAUGAUACAAUUUGUUUUAAUCCUAAUGAAUGGACUAUUCAAGAUCCUUCAUUAUCAAAAAGGAGACCUCCGAAAUUAUGUGAAUUUCUUCAUUUGCUUCUUAAUAAUUCACGUUAUACUUCAUAUGCAUCUUGGAUAAAUCAAUAUGAAGGUCUAUUUAAAAUUCAUGAACCAGCAGAAGUUGCUAGCCUUUGGAAAAAAGUUAAAUUACGACAAACCCAGCGACUAAUGAAUUAUCAUACGUUUUCACGGAGUAUUCGGUAUUAUUAUAAGUCCGGAUCGAUGGUGCAAACACAUAGAAAACAUACUUAUCGUUUUGCUAAAAAAAAAACCUUUUGA
Molecule: messenger RNA, 612 nt
Organism: Rotaria sp. Silwood2
Lineage: Eukaryota; Metazoa; Rotifera; Eurotatoria; Philodinida; Philodinidae
Source: the annotation of a GenBank genome assembly